AUGUUUGGUUUAAGAGACUUGGUUCUCAUAGCCCAAACCCCUUCCUCACUUCACCACCACCAACAACAAAACCAACCCAUUUCAUCAGAUCAUCCUCCUAACCUUCCUCUACCUUCAUCAUCAGCUCUCAGUGUUGGUCUUGGAAUUUUCCCACUCCUGACCACCACUCACAUUGAUAGCAACAAUAAUAAUAAUCAAGACUCAAACUUUUGGAAUCUCAAGAUGUGUCAACCACAGCAAGUGAUGAUGAUGAUGGAUUCAACAAGAAAAGGGGUUGAAGAAGAGGAUGAAAAGAUUCAAAAUUUGAUGAUGGGUUGUGAGGAGAAUGGCGAGUUUAGGGUGUGUCAGGAUUGUGGAAACAGAGCUAAGAAAGAUUGUAGCUUUAAAAGAUGCAGGACUUGUUGUAAAGGUCGUGGGUUUGAUUGUAGUACUCACGUGAGGAGCACGUGGACUCCGGCUUCCAUGCGGCGGGACCGCCAUAUGGUGGUGGCUGAAGGUGGUGGUGACAGUGAUGGUUCUUCUGGAACUAAGAGACCGAGGAUUUUUGUAGCAUCAUCAUCACAUGAUAAUUUUGCUGCCACCUCUCAUAGUUCCAGUUCUAAUGCUGCUACUACAAGAAGCUUAAGCUUGGAUAUCACCAGCUCUUCUCACCAAGAUGUUGGUUUCAAGCAAUCUUUGCCAAGAUAUGUGACUGCACCUGCUGUUUUCAAGUGUCAUAGAGUUUCUGGCAUUGGCAAUGGUGAUGAAGAGGAAAUUGCUUACCUGGCUACUGUGAAUAUAAACGGCCAUUUGUUCAAAGGGUUUGUUUAUGAUCAAGGAGUUGUUGAUGGAAAAGAUGAAACAACAAUGGGUUGUGUUUCAGAAUUGCAACUUGGGAGUAAUAAUAGGGAAUGUUCUUCUGUAAUUCAGGUUCCAACAACAAGUGGUUACCCUACUUCUGCAUGCUGA
Molecule: messenger RNA, 948 nt
Organism: Lathyrus sativus (Indian pea)
Lineage: Eukaryota; Viridiplantae; Streptophyta; Magnoliopsida; Fabales; Fabaceae
Source: the annotation of a GenBank genome assembly